Messenger RNA from Peronospora matthiolae, 864 nucleotides. Lineage: Eukaryota; Oomycota; Peronosporomycetes; Peronosporales; Peronosporaceae. The record is from the annotation of a GenBank genome assembly.
AUGCACUCGCGUCGACCCGAAACCUUGAAGAUUAACAUCUCCAAGUAUAGGGGAGUCGAAGAGGACUCCCUUCUGAGAUGGUUCGUCGAGUUGGAUGACGCCAUAAGGGCGCGUCGCAUCGACGACGGGUAUAUGCAAGUUGCAUUUGCCCAGUCAAAUCUGGCAGGACGUGCCAAGACUUGGGCACUGGGGCUCAAGUUGCACGAACCAUAUGCGUUUGGGUCGUUGGAAGUCUUCAAUUCGCGGCUCAGACAAACGUUUGAACCGCCUAGAGCUGAGUUCAGAGCUCGAACCAAACUCUUGAAUCUCAAGCAGGGUAAGCGUGAUGUGCACGCUUACGCGCAACAUAUACGACAUCUCACGAGUUGUAUAAGUUCCAAUCCGGUGGAUGAACACACGUUGGUUUCGGUGUUCAUGCAGGGUCUUGCGGAUGGUCCCGUCAAGACUCACCUGUUCCGGCUUGAACUAGAUUCACUAGAACAAGCCAUUUCCAUUGCGGAACAGGAAGACUUCAGACUGAGACAGGCUCGCGCCAGCUCGACAUCAUAUCAUCAACCGAGACGAUAUGACAACGGAGGCUCAGAGCCGAUGGAACUCUGUUAUGUAGAGAGCGAGAAGGCUCGCUCUACAGACUACAAGAAGUUGCAGAAAUGCAACAGAUGUCAGAAGACAGGACACUACGCUUACGAGUGUAGUGCCCCUCGUCCAGUGUCUCGCAACACUGGGCGUAGUGACCGUCCAGUGUCUCGCAACACUGGGCGUAGUGACCGUCCACCCAUGAGAAAGGGGCAGGGACGCGGGUCCGCUGUUGGUGCAAAGACGCAACAACGGGAUGGACCGUCAAAAAACGGACAGGAUCAGUAG